GGCGACGGUGGCCGGGCGGAGCCAAACCGCGUCGGGCGAACGAGCGAGCGAGAAGGACGGCUGGUCCCGGCACAGCCGGGUUUGGCGUGGAAGGCGACGAGAUGCUGGAGGCGGCCGGGCCGGACCCGGAGCUGGACCCGGAGGACCUGGUGCACUUCUCGGUGGGCGACCUGCCCAGCCGCGGCUACGGGGUGAUGGGAGAGAUCAGGAGGCAGGGGAAGCUGUGCGACGUGACCCUCAAGGUGGGAGACCACAAAUUCAGCGCCCACCGCAUCGUCCUGGCGGCCUCCAUCCCUUACUUCCACGCCAUGUUCACGAAUGACAUGAUGGAAUGCAAGCAGGAUGAAAUCGUCAUGCAGGGCAUGGAUCCGAGCGCACUGGAAGCUCUGAUCAACUUUGCCUACAACGGGCAUUUGGCCAUAGACCAGCAAAAUGUCCAGUCCCUCUUGAUGGGAGCUAGUUUCCUGCAGCUGCAGAACAUUAAGGACGCCUGUUGCUCCUUCCUCAAAGAGAGGCUUCACCCCAAGAACUGCUUGGGCGUGCGCCAGUUUGCGGAGACUAUGAUGUGCGCCGUCCUGUACGACGCGGCCAACAGCUUCGUCCACCAGCACUUCGUGGAGGUCUCCAUGUCGGAGGAAUUCUUGGCUCUGCCUUACGACGAUGUCCUGGAGCUGACCUCCAGGGAUGAACUCCACGUGAAGUUGGAGGAGCAGGUCUACGAAGCCGCCCUGGCCUGGGUCAGGUACGACCGUGAACAGCGGGAGGCCUGCCUGCCGGAGCUCCUGUCCAGAAUCCGGCUGCCCCUCUGCCGGCCACAGUUCCUGACUGACCGUGUGCAGCAAGAUGACCUCGUCCGCAGCUGCCACAAGUGCAGGGACCUCGUGGAUGAAGCCAAAGACUACCACCUCAUGCCCGAGCGUCGGCGACCUCUCCUCGCUUUCAAGACGCGGCCCCGUUGCUGUACGUCCAUCGCGGGUUUGAUUUACGCCGUGGGAGGGCUCAAUUCAGCAGCAGCAAAUUUCUACGCAGGCGACUCUCUGAACGUGGUGGAAGUCUUCGACCCCGUAGCCAACCACUGGGAGAAGUGCCAGCCAAUGACCACGGCCCGCAGCCGGGUGGGCGUGGCCGUGGUGAAUGGGCUCUUGUACGCCAUUGGCGGAUACGACGGGCAGUGGCGGCUGAGCACCGUGGAGGUGUACAACCCCGAGACCGAUUCGUGGUCCAGAGCGGGCAGCAUGAACAGCAAACGGAGUGCGAUGGGAACUGUAGUCCUGGACGGACAGAUCUAUGUUUGUGGGGGCUACGACGGAACCUCCUCCCUGAACUCGGUGGAGGCCUACUCGCCCGAGACAGACAAGUGGACGUCGGUGACACCUAUGAGCUCCAAUCGCAGCGCGGCCGGCGUCACGGUCUUCGAAGGCCGCAUCUUCGUCUCCGGCGGACAUGAUGGCUUGCAAAUCUUCAAUAGCGUGGAAUACUACAACCCCCACACCGCCUCGUGGCACAGCGUGGCCAGCAUGUCGAACAAGCGUUGUCGGCACGGGGCGGCCUCCCUGGGCAGCAAACUCUUCGUCUGCGGCGGCUACGACGGCUCAGCCUUCCUCAGUGUCGCCGAGGUCUACAAUUCGGCCUCCGAUCAGUGGUACCUUCUGGUGCCCAUGAACACCCGGCGUAGCCGCGUCUCCCUGGUCACCACCGGCGGCCGCUUGUACGCCGUGGGCGGCUACGACGGACAGUCCAACCUCAGCUCGGUAGAAAUGUACGACCCGGAAAGCAAUCGCUGGACGUUCGUGGCGCCCAUGGUGUGCCACGAGGGAGGGGUGGGGGUGGGCUGCGUCCCACUGAUGGCCAUUUGAGGGGACAGGCCGGGGGUGCCACGUGCAUUGCAUGCAAAAACCGUGGGAGGGGCCGAGCUGAGGGGGAACAUUGUUUCAAGGUGUGCUUGAGGUGUGGCCCCCUUUCCCCACCCCCCCUACACACACACACACACACACACACACACACACACACACCCCUCCAUGGGCUGUCAACGGGGGUGGGGAUUCUUGAGAUCCCACGGAAUUGGGUCAGUACAAAGAGUUGGGGGGGGGGCGUGUGAUAAAGGAAAGCUGCUGCCCCUCGGCCAAAUGUUGUGGUUGUUGCCUCAGGCUUUGUGGUUAUGUAGGAGGGAGGGGUGGCGGGUGAGAAAAGAUGGGGAGGAGGAAGAGGAGAAAAAUCAAAAGUAUUGUUAGUACUGAUCAAUUCAGUCUUUUCUCCUCCUUCUCCUUUUCCCUCCUUCUUCUUCUCCCUUCUCCUCCUCCUCAUUCUCUUUCUCCUUCGCUUUCUUCUCCUUCCUUCAGCUUCUCUCUUCCUCUUCCUCCUCCUCUUCCCCUUUUCCUUUUCUUCCUUCUUCUUCCUGCCUCCUUCUUUCUUCCUCCUCCUCCUCUUUCUUUCUUCUCUUUCGCCUUCUUCCUUCUACUUUUCCUCCUCCUCUUCUUCCCCUUCCCCUUUUUCUAUCUUCCCCUUUUCUCUUCUUCCUCCUCCUCCUUCUCUUUCCUUCUUCUUUUCCUUCUCCUCCUUCUCCUUCCUUCUUCUUUUCCUCCUCCUCUUCUUCCCCUUCCCUUUUUUCUAUCUUCCCCUUCUCUCUUCCUCCUCCUCCUCCUCCUCUUUCUUCUCUUUCCCCUUCUUUCUUCUUCUUUUCCUCCUCUUCCUCCCUCCUUCCCCUUCUCCUUUUUCUUUCUUCCCCUUCUCUCUUCCUCCUCCUCCUUCUCCUUCCUUUUUCUCUUUUCCUCCUCCUCCUCCCCCUGAGAAGGCUGAGGGACCUUCCUCCCCCUCUGAAUGUGAAAAACACUACAAUGGCAAGCAAAAUAACUUUUGUUUAAGUGCAUCUGGUACCCCGCCACCCUGACCAGCAUAUCAUACCAUAGUUUGGGAUAAACGUAUGGAUUUCUAGCACAUUCCGCCGUUUCCUCACCCACUUGUGGCAGGACCUCCCGAGGAAGUUGGCACGGUUCGACAAACAGCCUUCUCUAACAUGGUCCCCAACCUUCGGGAUGGACCACACCUCCCAUAAGUACCUAACGAUAUGGCCUGUGUAGGGACCAUCUGGGUUUAUCACGAACACCCCGAGUUUGGAAAAUUGGUUUUGAUUUGCAACUUCCUUGCUUACAGUCAAAAUUCAGGAUAGGUUCCCCAUCGUUCACCUUCGGAGGUAGCGUUCAGCUCGGGCGUAACAACAAGCCGAGAUGAAGCUUGCAUCCCAAAAAAGUAAGCCUUCUGAAGAUCACGAUUCCCCGAACAUCUUGCAAAACCAAGGUUGUGGUUUGAAAUUUAACUCUAAUCUGCUUCAGAAGCUGAAUGUAGCACUGUGGCUCUUUAAAGCAACCGCUUCGUUUCCCGAGCGUUAGCAAUCUCAGUGCAGUUUUGGGAACGAACUCAAUACGGGUAGUCCUCGACUUACCAUUGAGUCCAGAAUUUUAUGUGGCUAAGUGAGGAAUUGAUUGAAGUGUGCCCUAUUUUCUUGCCACAUUUGUUAAGCGGAUUGCUGCAGUUGUUAAGUGAAUCUGGUCAUUAACUGAAAUGGUCAUUAAGUGAAUCUGGCUUCCCCGUUCACUUUGCUCGUCAGAAGAUCACAAAAGGGUGACCCUGGGACACUGCAACCGUCAUAAAUACGAGUCAGUUGUCCAAAGUCUGAAUUUUGAUUUCGUGACUGUGGGGAGGCUGAAGUGUGAAUAUUGGUCGAAAGUCAGUUUUUCAGUCCCCGUUGUAACUUCGAACAGUCACUAAGCAGACUGUUGUAAGUCAAGGACUGCCUAUAUUUUACUCAGCCUUGCUGUGUCUCAUUCAGACGCAAGUCUGCCAGCUAAAGUAUCCAUCCUGAAUUUGGAAAGGGGGAAAAUAUAUAUAUAUAUGUAUAUCUAUAUAUAUAUAUAUAUAUAUAUACAUAUACAUAUAUAAUAUGUAUAUGUAUAUGUAUAUGUAUAUGUAUAAAAACCUUGGUUACGUAGGGAAAACCUGGCUAGAAGAAAUAUAUAUAUAAUAUAUAUAUAUAUAUAUAUAUUAUCAGAAAUCAUUUUGUGGUAGGCUCAGGAAUUCAUUGGAUCUGGUUCUCUUAACAAAACCGCACAACUUGCAACCAGAAACUUCUAUGUUUGAUUGGCACAGAAAUGAAUUCCCUGUCCCUGUAAUUCUGAUUUAAUUCUGGUUGACUUAUCUCAACCCAAGUAUCUGGUUUCUGAUUCGAUCCACUGCAGAAGGAAGUGGGGGGGUGGGAUGGGGGGAGAGGAAAAAAAAAACUCCUGAAACUCUAAAUUUUAUGUUUUGCAUUCAUUGGGUUUUCCUUUCAGUUUUGCUGCUAACAAGGCAAACUUAACAAUUUGCUGCACAAUUGUUAACGGCUGUCCUUGAACGAAGCCAGGAAUCGAGCUAGGGAAGUCAAAACAAUUGGGUAAAAUAAACAAGAUUUCCCGGUUGGGGGGCGCGGGGGGUGGAGGAAAUGUACAAAUCUUCACAUACACAAAUACCAUCCUUCCCCUGAUGUUUAAUAGGUUGCGUAAGAAAGAGUGGACGGGGGG
Messenger RNA from Pantherophis guttatus, 4553 nucleotides. It is a transcript of the gene KLHL18, whose product is annotated as kelch like family member 18. Lineage: Eukaryota; Metazoa; Chordata; Lepidosauria; Squamata; Colubridae. Gene Ontology annotation, molecular function: protein binding. The record is from RefSeq and is a predicted model, not a curated record.